Staurois parvus is the source of this 1200-nucleotide messenger RNA. Lineage: Eukaryota; Metazoa; Chordata; Amphibia; Anura; Ranidae. The record is from the annotation of a GenBank genome assembly.
AUGGACCAUUUGAUAGAAGAUCUGACAUGCUCAGUUUGUUUCAACAUAUAUGAUGACCCUCGACUUCUAAAAUGCUCACAUACAUUUUGCAAAAACUGUUUGGAAAAUAUAAUCAGGUCCUCUGAUAGCUAUUUUUGGAGAAUUUCUAUUGGGGCGCUAAAAUGUCCAACCUGCAGAGGGAUUACAGAUGUCUCAAUAGGGGUUCAUACUCUGCCUAUAAAUUUUGCCCUCAAAUCCAUUGUCGAAAAAUUUAAAAUCAACAACCGAUUCAGUGUUCGAACCUGUCCAGAGCAUUUUGGAAACCAGUUAAAAUUGUUUUGUCUGAAAGAUAGAAAGAUAAUCUGUGAUCAGUGUUGUGAGGUAGGACAGCAUCAGGACCAUUCUACUGAAGAACUAGAAAGAGCCUACAGAAAAGAACGAAAGACAGCUUCUAAACUGUUGGCUAUUCUCCGUGAGAAGAAUUUCACAGGUGUAUCCACAGUCAUCAAAGCGCUAGAAGAACAGCUGGAGGAAUGCAAAACAAUUAUUCAAGAAGAUAAGAAGGAAGUGGUCAACUUUUUUGAUAAAACAAUUGAUAUGUUUGAGAAGAAGAAACAAGAUCUUCUCACUGCCCUAAAUGAUCUUAAUCAAAAAAUAGUUGACAUUUAUGCUCCAAAAAUAGAGUCAAUGAGACAAAUACAAGAUGAAGAACUGGAUCUUAUAUCUUUGACCAGUACCACACAAGAUGAAGAAUCUCCCUUUGCAUACUUAGACAAUAUCCAUACCAUAGAAAAAGGUAUGAAAGCUUUAAAAAAGCAGCAACUAAUUUCUGUUCAGGCUGUUCAAAUAUGUCCCAGGGUUGAGCAGAUAUUAAAGGAUCAGUGGUAUAAAACCAGCAUUAUUGAUGCACAUAGACAACCCACUCCAAAAUUUGAAUUCAGGUGCCAUGCCACACGUACUUUUAACUUUUCAUUCACAUGGACUUUGUUUGUGAUGCUUUUAUUUUUUUCUCUAUUGGCAUUGCUCUGUUUGGUCUAUCCAGAUAUACCGUUUACAUUUACAAAUUUGUGUGGAAACUACAUUUUGAAAAUUAUGGAACCAGUUCUCGGAUGUUUUGGGAAUCAGAUCUUUACAGUCCAGUCAACUUCCCAGAGAAUGACAAAACCAUUUCUUGACUUUAUUUCCUAUUUAUAUUCUUUACCCUGCACAUACUUUUAUUGA